AUGUCUUCACCCCCAGAGACUACCUUUGGCACAGAUGCCACCGUACGGAUAGCAACUGGAGAUGAUGUCGAAACAGCUACUACCGUAUUGACGCGUGCUUUUUGUAACGAUCCAGCCAUGAAUUGGUUGGAAUGCGUCAAGAGGGAAAACAAAGUAACAGACUGUAACUCCACAAGUCCCCCAAUCUUACAGACCAUGGAGCGUCUUCGGCGUUUUCAGCGCUGCAUUGUCAAGAUUACUAUGCUUGUUGGGGGCGUCGUGACGCUCGCCGUAGUACCAUCGAGCGACGAGAAAGGAGAGCGCGUCGUUGCCGUAUCCCUUUGGUUGAAACCGGGGCAAACCUAUGAUCUGCCUCUGAGAAAGGCGCUCAAGGCUGGAGCCUGGCCCGUUGCGAUGGGUUGGGGGAUACGCGGUCUUAAACGCCUCUUUGUGGAUUUUACGCCUCAAGUGGAGAAAACAUUGUUAAGAGCGUACAAAGCACGGAACCUUGAUCGUCUGGAUUCAUGGCACUUGUUCGAAGUCGCUGUAGAUCCAGAUUGGCAGGGGAAAGGCAUGUCUUCUCUUCUCAUGAAAGACGGAUUUUCUCGCGCUUCGCCAAAAUCUGUACAUCUCGAGGCGACGACCGCGAAGAGUAGAGACAUAUACGUUUCUUUCGGAUUUAAGAUCGACGAGGAAUACUUAUUUGGAAAAGGCCAGGUCGAUUCUGAUGGACUGGCAACUAAAGGUGCGGAAGCUACUGGCUACCCGGAAUGGGUGAUGACAAAGGUAUGUUUGACAUUGAGUUCAUAA
This is a messenger RNA of Guyanagaster necrorhizus, 789 nucleotides long. RefSeq lists its product as uncharacterized. The transcript has 4 exons. The coding region runs from base 1 to 789 and encodes 262 amino acids. Gene Ontology annotation, molecular function: acyltransferase activity, transferring groups other than amino-acyl groups. The record is from RefSeq and is a predicted model, not a curated record. Lineage: Eukaryota; Fungi; Basidiomycota; Agaricomycetes; Agaricales; Physalacriaceae.